Messenger RNA from Poeciliopsis prolifica (blackstripe livebearer), 4492 nucleotides. RefSeq names its product fibroblast growth factor 23-like. The record is from RefSeq and is a predicted model, not a curated record. NCBI's taxonomy places the organism in Eukaryota, Metazoa, Chordata, Actinopteri, Cyprinodontiformes, Poeciliidae. The coding region runs from base 1404 to 2048 and encodes 214 amino acids. The transcript has 3 exons.
GUUAACUUUAAAAUGAACUUUAAGUUGAUAUAAAUACAUAUGUUAAUUAAAUGUGCGUGAUAACAAAUAGAACAAAUGUCAACAAUCAACUAAUAAGUGUUUUAUUGAAACUAAAGUGUUAAGGUUGUCUCUAUGAAAAACUGCAUUGUGCAUAAAAAGAGUAAUUGACUGUCGACAGUGAAACCAUUACAUAGAAAUAUCAGUCUUUGCCACUUUGUGUUGCAUAAUCUAAAUCAGUGUCAGGGAAUAAUUCAAACUUUUUCAGAUUUCCUAAAUCUCAGUUGGCCUUCAUAGCUGAACCCGGUGUUACACCAACACUCUCUAAAACUAGCUGCUAUUUACUGGUGGACACAAAUACAGUUUAGUGAUAUUAUUUUCACAAAAUAUAAACAGCAAUAUGUCCAUUUCAGCUGUGAAACGUUAUCCCUUGAGAUCUCGCGGCAUUAGGAGGGACGGCCGCUCCAACAGACGAACCAGAACCGGAACUGGUAUCGGAACCGCCUGGCUGACCCGACCCUGCCUGAUGGAAUGUGACCAAUGCUGUUUCAAUAAUCUGGGUUCAUUUGCUCAUCAUAACAUGAAGUUAGAAAACUAAAUAUUUAUCCUGCUGGCUCAUUUGUCUCCUGGUUCAGAUGAUGGUUUGGAUUUUAUUUAGAGGUGUCAGACUGAAAAUUGAAAAUGGUAUUUAUGUGUUCCAGAUGAAAUAAACUAAACUAAAGAGGAAAAGUGUUGAGAGGUGUGAAUAUUCCUGCCAGGUUUUGUAUUUGAUCCUUUUGGAAACAUAAUUCACAGGGGAUUAAAUUUUGCUCAGGAUCAUUUUGUUUUAUAGCUGAGGUCAGCAGGUCACCGAAAGACAAAAUGAGUUACAGCUCAUCCUUCGUUGUGCAACGGCGUGGGAGCAGCGGAAGUGUGUCCAGUUAAUUCAUAAGCAGGGGAUGAAUCAUUGAUGCUGUGACUCAGCAUGGGGCGAUGGUUCUGGUUCUGACCCGGCUCCUUCCAGAGAAACAUUAAUAUAGACUAGAACCUCUUACAUUCAUUUCAGGCACUAAUGAAUUAAUCUCAUUUCAUGCAAAAAAGUCCUAAAAAAACAAAUAAAUGCUAUAAAAUGUUUAUUUUUCAAUUAAUAAAUGCAGAUAUACUGGCAGCAGGAGGGGGCAGCUGCAGCACCAGGUGGCAGCUGCAGCACCUGGAGGCAGCUGCAGCACCAGGAGGCAGCUGCAGCAGCAGGGUCAGCCGCAGCAGCAGCAGGGGCAGCUGCAGCAGGGGCAGCGAGGCUCUGAGGUAUUUUGGUAAAUGAGUUAGCCGGUUUAUUGACCCUCUGUUUAAAUAAGCCUGUUGGACUUUCUCCUCCACCAGAAGCUGCUCUCUCACAUCCCGAACAUUUGAGCUUUUGGAGAGGAACCAUGCAGCUGGCUUCCCUCGCGCUCUUCCUGAUUGUGUUGCAUGUUUGCGGCCGAGCGGAGAGCAGAGCGAGGCUGCGGCGGCCGCAGGCGGGCGGCGCGGAGGCCGCGGCUCCCGCCGGUCCGGGUCGCCUCCGCCUGGAUCUGAGAACAAACGCUCCUCACCUGGUCGUUCUGCCGGGAGCUGCAGCACCCGGCAGCUGGGUGCUGAUCUUUGACUUGAGACAGAGACGCUUCCUCUGUGUGGACAUAAAGGGACAACUCUUCAAGUCUAGACAGAAGGACAGAGGACACUGCCUCUUCCAACAUAUUUGGUUCAGGCCGGGUGAGCGCCAUGAUCUGUUUUCCUCUGUGAGCAGGAGCUGGUUGGUCAAACUGGGGGUUGGCAGGCCAGGAGCGGUCCGCGGUGGGCCACCAGACGGCCAGUUAGUGAAGAGGCAGAGGAGGAGCGAGGAGGUGAACCCGUCCGAUCCUCUGAGGACAGAGUCCCAUCCGUCUCCUCCGGUGAAGGAUGUGGAGCCGAACCAGGCGGGGGCCGUUUCCAAGGAAACCAUCACUUCCUGUGACGACCCGCUGCGGGUGCUGAGGCCUAACGGACACGGCAGUCCAGUCAAGACGAACAUCGCAGAGCGAGCAGAGCAGGAGUGACGUCAGGUUCUCAGGAAGCAACAGGAAGAAAGUCUGACGCCGCAGAGCAACAGGCAACACGCAGAGACCAAGUGGGACCGGCUUCCUGUCCGCGGCUUCCUGCCCUCGGCUUCCUGCCCGCGGCUUCCUGCCCUCGGCUUCCUGCCCGCGGCUUCCUGCCCGCGGCUUCCUGCCCGCGGCUUCCUGCCCGCGGCUUCCUGCCCGCGGCUUCCUGCCCUCGGCUUCCUGCCCGCGGCUUCCUGCCCUCGGCUUCCUGCCCGCGGCUUCCUGCCCGCGGCUUCCUGCCCGCGCUUCCUGCCCGCGGCUUCCUGCCCGCGGCUUCCUGCCCGCGGCGCCGGCCCACUGCGCUCCGAUCAGACACUAUCUGAGGUUUCAUCUGAUCACUGCGGCUUCAGCGCCUCUGUUUGAACAGCAAAUGAGGGAGAAGCUGCGCCUGCUGACCUUUAACCUCUUUUGUCUGUUAAAUUUUAAUCUUUGGGCCAGAUGAUGCAACCCUUUCUUCACAUAUGUUCAGAAACUUUCUUUCAAAAAUAUUCUCACUAAAAAAGAGACAUGAAUGAUAGAACAGGAAAGAGAAAUGAUCCGGUGCUGGACACCAAGUCUCAGCAAUGAAGAUAUUUAUUUAUUGAGAUCUGUAACAUAACUUCUUUUAUUGUGUACUGUUUUUUAUUUAUAUAUUUCUGAUAGAAAAUAAAAAGUAGAAAAAAAUGCAUGAAACCAAAAACGUUCUUUAGCUUCUUCAAUCUGACCAGGAUCGCUGCGGGAGUUUCACCUUUUCCACGCCUCCAGACUCCGUCCACAACUGCAAAUAUUUUAGUUGCGUUGCUCCUGAAAAGUUGCAGAUAGUGCAGUUUACUGAAUGUAUUCAACCCCUUGAAUGUUUUACCCUUUUAUUGCUUUUACAAAUCAAUCAUAAUCAACUCAUUUAAGCUUUUGUGACAAAAAAUGUUCACAAAAAAAUUCUUUAACGUGAACAGAUGUUCCUUUCCAGUCCUUUAUGGUCUAUUUAAAGCUGACUUCCUGGUUCUUAUAGGUCCUCAGAUUCCUCGUUGACCUCUGACCCCAGGUUCAUCUGAGAGCAGCUCGUUUUGGUGCCUCUCUUUAAAUCCAAAUGAGGUCGUUCAGACCCCGCCCCCUGCUGUUCGGCCAUUGUUGUAGUUUGAUAGCAGAGAUGUGAUCACCUGACGGUGCAGAAACGUUUGUGACCAGCAGGAGACUCGUCCAUCCAGCCUGACAUGUCAACGCCAACGAACACGCCUGGAAACCUCAGCAUGGUUAGCAGGCUAGCUAACGCUAGCGCCAAGAAGUUCUGAAUUCAUCUGGAUCAUGUGUUCCCCAGCACCAAAACUAUCCCAGCUGUUUAGCUAAGAACUUUUCAAAUCUCGGCGUGAGGUUCUGUUCUCUAGCUAACAGCUAGCACACAGUGCUAACAUUAGCAGGAGGCUAAAAACAAGGUUAUCAACAGAACUAAUGCAUGUCUGUGGUAGUUUGUUGCCAUGUCAGCGUUAGUAGCAGCUUAGCAUUUCGCUGUGAUGGUCGCACAGACAGGAGGAACCAAGUCUUGAUGCUAACGGAGGUCUCUGAAGCUUUGGUCCUUGAGGAGCUUCAUGCUAAGAAAGUUUGAUGUGGAAAUAUUUCCCAUGCAAACAAAUGUAACCAGACUGUGAUGAGCUGUGUGUGUUAACACACCCAGCAACACUCAGUCUGACUGCAGCAUCAGCCUUCAAUAUCACUGUGAGAAAUAAAAAUGGUGGAUUCCUGAACCUGAUUAGCUGAAGGUCCAUGACCUUGUUUAGUUCUACAGCAAAUACUGUGAUGUAAUAGUUAAAAAAAGUUACAGGUGAUGGAGAAAAGUGAACAAACCAAAGAUAAAUACUCUGUGCUGCACAGAGAGAAACCUUUCUGCUGUGCUAGAGACUCCCAGGCUGAGUGGGUCACUGGGAGGUCACCAGUUAGCUGGACCUCUGAUGAAUGAGGUCAGCCACCAACAGUUGACCAAAUCACUGAUUUCAUUUGAAAUAUUUUACUUGUAAUUUUGUGAAAAUCGGUUUUCACUUUGGAAAACAAUGUAAAUUCAACCUUUUAGUGUCAAAGGAAGGAGAAAAAAACAAAUCCUGCUGUUCAUGAUUGAUCUGUAAAAGUACUGGAGGAAGUGAAUAAGUUUUAUACUGAAAACUGGGAAAAUCAAACCUGUGAUGUUAUUUGGUAAAAAUAGAUUCAAGCAAACAACAUCUACUCUCCACAGAUCUGGACCAGAUCUGUUCACAAACCCUAAACCAGCUCCGACAACUUCAUUUCCAGCACUUGAUAGCUUUUGAUGUUUCUUUGUAUGGGAUGAUUAAUAUUUUACUGUAUUCAUCGUCUUUAUUAAAUUUUUCUGAACGUUUUCCACCUCAUCUGUAAUGAUGCAUUUCAGGGUAAUUAAACACUCAGCUUGUUAUGUA